Messenger RNA from Athene cunicularia (burrowing owl), 3865 nucleotides. RefSeq names its product RAP1 GTPase activating protein (gene RAP1GAP). The transcript has 20 exons. Gene Ontology annotation, molecular function: GTPase activator activity. Bases 63 to 1871 code for a protein of 602 amino acids. NCBI's taxonomy places the organism in Eukaryota, Metazoa, Chordata, Aves, Strigiformes, Strigidae. Gene Ontology annotation, cellular component: cytoplasm. Gene Ontology annotation, biological process: regulation of small GTPase mediated signal transduction; activation of GTPase activity. The record is from RefSeq and is a predicted model, not a curated record.
GAAAGGAUGGGAGGGAGAGGGAGGACACUGCAACCUACUUGAAUAAUUGAUGGUGUAAGGAAAUGAGAGCAGCUGGGUUCCCUGCCUCCAUCCGCUCACCAGCUGGGGAUGAGAGAUCCUUGCUCAGGAGAUCUGAGGAGGGGGUGUGCUGCUUCAGUGAUGUUAUAGACUCACCCACCCAAGGCUUUCCAUGUGCUCUUGCUCCUGCUGUCCCCAACAAGACUGUGGACUUGUUUGAGAUGAUUGAAAAAAUGCAGGGAAGUCGUCUGGAUGAACAAAGAUGUUCCCUUCCAGCUCCUCUCAAGACAGAAGAGGAGUAUAUUCCUUACCCCAGCAUCCAUGAGGUAUUACAGAAAGGCUGGCCAUAUCCUCUCAUUAUCUUACCCCAGUUUGGGGGCUACUGGAUUGAAGGGACCAGCCACAACCUCUCCAGCUUGAGUCCAACUCUGUCUGAUGUACCUUUUCCCUGGAGUGGUAAAGUGAAACUGGAAAGUGACCCUACAGCCAAGCUGUACCGCAAACAUUUUCUGGGAAAGGAGCACCAGAACUUUUACUCCAGUGACAUGUCCUUGGGCUAUCUGGUACUUUCUGUGAAGUAUGAACAGAGUGAGAAACAGGAAAAUCUGCGCUUGUUGCUGAGGACCCGGACUGGCACCAAACAUGACCUGAUCCCCAUUUCUUGUCUGAAGGAGUUUCCCAAUGCUGUCCAGAUGGCGAAGCUACUAUGUGAGGAUGUGAAUGUUGAACGCUUCUUUCCUGUCCUGUACCCCAAGGCUUCACAGCUUAUUGUUGCAUUUGAUGAACAUGUCAUAAGCAAUAACUUCAAAUUUGGGGUCAUCUACCAGAAACCUGGACAGACGACUGAAGAAGAAGUCUUCAGUAACACAGAAGAGAGUCUGGGUUUCCUGGAGUUCCUGGAUUUCCUUGGUGACAAAAUUCAGCUGCAGGAUUUCCGUGGGUUCCGGGGAGGCUUGGAUGUUACCAGAGGUCAAACAGGCACUGAGUCAGUCUACACGAAUUUCCGGGGCAAGGAGAUCAUGUUUCAUGUGUCUACAAAGCUGCCCUUCACAGAGGGAGAUUCCCAGCAGCUUCAGCGGAAGCGUCACAUUGGGAAUGACAUUGUAGCCAUCAUUUUCCAGGAUGAAAGCACACCUUUUGUUCCUGAUAUGAUUGCUUCUAAUUUCCUACAUGCUUAUGUGGUAGUUCAGCUCACUCAUGGCACCACUGGGGACACUCUUUACAAGGUUUCAGUCACAGCACGAGAUGAUGUCCCCUUCUUUGGACCCCCUCUGCCAAAUCCAGCCAUAUUUAGAAAGAGUGCAGAGUUUCGUGAAUUCCUCCUGAUCAAGCUCAUCAAUGCUGAGUACAGCUGCUAUCGAGCUGAGAAAUUUGCUAAAUUAGAGGAAAGAACCCGGAGUGCCCUCUUGGAGAGCCUUUUUGAGGAGCUACAGCUUCGCAGUCGCAGUAUGAUGGGAUUACCCAUAGGGGAGGAUGACAAGAUAGAGAACGGCAGUGGGGGCUUCCUUGAGAAUUUCAAGCGGGUGAUCAGAGGCCGCAGCCAGAGCCUGGAUACCACAGGGAUAUCCAUGAGAAAGCAGCAGCCAGCCACCCUGCCCAGCCGCCCAGCUACAACUGGCCUUGCCCUUAGUCAGAGUGUCGCCGAGGGCCCUAAGGCCAUUGCUGCGUCUUUUGCCUUGCCUGGUAGGAUCCCAGCACAUACCCGAGCCAGCCACUUCCAUGGGCGACGGAGUAGUGCCAUUGGCAUUGAGAACAUACAGGAGGAAAAGAGAGACACUGCAGAGAGAAUACAGAAAGUGCUGGACAGUCCCAGCUCUCCAGAGUUCCCCAGCAGGAAGAGCAAACACAUCUGAGUGGGGACAUCAAGCCAAACAGGAGUGGAUCGGAUGCUACUCAGUCAUUGGUUACCUCACUGAAGAUACUGGCAAGACUUUUGGGGUGAAAUGAAAGUCCCAGCUAAGAGGAACAUGAACUUACUUAAAGGACAUCAAGGACUGUGAAGAGACCAAGUGGCACCAAGUAACGCUCCACUGGCAGUUCCUGGAGCAGGAAUCCUGGGAAAGGGAGAUGGACAGAUAACUCCUAUUGGAGCAUUUUGGCUCAGUGCCCUUCUCAUAGCCUGAUCAGCAGACACUGAACCAACCUCUACUAAUGAUGGGGAAAGGAACCCACCCUGAGUGCUUCCUGUUCUCUUCCCCUCCCCUCAGAUGAGUGAGAACAGCUUGGCCUGCAGAAAGCAAGAGCAGAAGAACAUGUUUCCACCUCUGUCUCUAGUGCCUUUGGAUGACAUAGUUCAGGAAGUGCAAUGCAGAUAAUGAGGAUGGAGAAACUUGCUGAGGAAGGAUGCUGAGAAGAAGAUAUUUGUGGAAAUCUAGGUCCCCAGCUCACUUUAAGUAAUUGAUUUGCUCUGCCAAGGGAGAAGCAUGUUGGCCUUCAUUUCCUCCAAAAUAUAUUUCCUAAUCACCUGAGGAAAUAUCUUUGGCCUAUAUUGGCCCUAUCUUUACUGUUCUCCCUAUUGCAUGCUGGCAUGUAAUGUGCCUGGACUUUAGGUUUCGUUACUGCUUGUAGGUCAAGACUGGCCAUGUUUUGCAGUGUUUCUGAAGGAAUAAAUAUAUUUAGUAUGUUAAAAGUGUCUAAUCUUUCUUGUGUCUCUUAGCUUUUUGGGGUUUCUUAACAUUUUUAAGGACUUCAUCUCUUUCUUAUUAGCUGGUCUCUUGUGCAGGCAGUGAGUAUUUCACCAUAAAUUGUUAGGCUUACAUGCACAGUGCACCUUCCACCUUGUAAGUGUCAGCUUCAUGGACUGCUCUUUCUACUAGAAGACUGCAAGCAGUGGAUCCCAGAUUCUGUGCUGGGAAAAGCUGACCUUAAGGGACUUUCUUGACAGUUAUGAAACAUGUAGCAGUCUACCUUGCUGUCUGUGACAUUUGAGAAAGGGGUUGACAAGUGAUCCCAUACAGGUUGCUUUGAAUGUUCCCUUUAUAAUGACCCUGUGGGAGCUAAAGGUCUAAAGGGAUGGACCUACAGGAGCCAGUCUGCUGGCAACUGAGCACAUGGAAAAUCACCAGGAUGAGCAUCCUGACCUAGGUUCCCAUGCUGUAAGCGGGAGGAGGGGGGUUCUGAUCUGUCUGUGCAAGAGCUUGUCACUUGAUCCUAAAUAGUUUGGCACUGAGACAUUCUACAAUAAUUCGGGUCUCAGUAAUUUGUUUCUACCUUCCCCUUGCUUCCUUAACCUUUCUUAGUUAACCACUCCAUAAUAUGGGUUCAUGUCUAUAUGCUUUCCUGACUUCUGUUACAGCUGUCCAGAAACACAGCAGUAACAGUUUAUAAACUCUGUGACAUUAAAAAUGUGCUUUUAUAAUCCCCUUGUACUGUUUGGAAUUCCACCUAAGACCAAACAUGAUAAGAUGAGAGUGGCAGUGGGAGUGGGUGGCCUCAGUGGGGUAGUGCCUUCCCUCUAUACUCAGUUUAACAGCUUAUGAUGUACACAGGCUCCUGAAAUCUCUGAUCUCUAAAAUGAAGGCAUCUGUUGAUUUUAAUGAAUGACUAGAGUAAACACUGCUUAAAUACAGGUGGUUUGACUCGCUCUGCUUUGAGACACUUAGGUUUGUGACUUAAAAUUCAGUUAGUCUUAUCCUUUCAUCCAGAAUGGAAACAAGAAGUGGUGUUUCUACUAAAUGAAGUAGCAACCAGAAAUUAAGGAAAGCAAGCCAGUUCCCCUGAAUUCUGUUCCUAGGUAGAAAAACUAUUUGUAACUUAUUCUUACUGUUUCUGACUGCUAUAUAAUAAUGCUAUGUCACAAGAAGUGCAAGCCUGUGUGUAACAAUAAGCAUGAUGAUGUUGAAUGCUU